GCCUCAUCAAUAGUCUAGUGUGACGGUUCUUAAACCUGGCACACGUUGGAACCAUCACAAGGAAGACUUAAAACCCGUCCUCCUAAGUUAUACUCUACAAGGAUUUCAUCUUUAAAGCGCUGGAGUAGGUCUUAGAAGCCUGUCAUUUACACAGACUCGUCAGAUGAUGCUGAACAAACAGAAAGCCCGCGAGUCACAUUUUGAAGAAAACUAAAGGUGAACAUGGAGACAGUGGAAUCCUCUUCUGCGGUGUACACCGGUAGACGCCACCGCAUGUGCAAAGGGCGUGCUGAUGACAAACCUGCAAAUGGAGCGGAGGAGACUCGACAGGCAGAGAUUGGUGUGUUAGCCAAGACGUUCAUUGACCAAGGGAAACUCAUCCCAGAUGAUGUCAUGACUCGGCUGACCCUUCAUGAGCUGAAAAACCUCACCCAGUGUAGCUGGCUGUUGGACGGUUUCCCAAGGACACUGCCACAGGCAGAAGCACUGGACAGAGCUUAUCAGAUAGACACAGUGAUUAACCUGAAUGUGCCCUUUGAGGUCAUUAAGAAACGCCUCACUGCACGUUGGAUUCAUCCAGCCAGUGGCCGAGUGUACAACAUCGAAUUCAACCCUCCCAAAACUGUGGGCAUUGAUGACUUGACGGGAGAGCCUUUGACUCAGCGGGAGGACGACAGACCAGAGACAGUGAUCAAGAGGCUGAAGGCUUAUGAAGCCCAAACAGAGCCGGUCUUAGAAUAUUACCAGAAGAAAGGAGUACUGGAAACAUUCUCUGGAACAGAAACCAACAAGAUCUGGCCCUAUGUAUACGCUUUCCUACAGACAAAAGUCCCAGAAACGAACCAGAAAGCUUCAGUGACCCCCUAAUGACAGCGGACAGGAUCCUUGGCCUUGCACCAAGCGGCUCCUUUCUGAGAUACGGCAUGUACGACUUCUUUACAAGUGUGAUCAGUUCUUACUGACUUUAUCCCCAUGUUACUAAUGAGGUGCCAAAUGAGUCAGAUAUGGAGACUGAACUUCCAGAUCACCCAGUGUGGGUAUCCAGUUGCUGUCUGUAGGAGGGCAAUGCACAAACAUAAGGGAUGCUGAAAACUUAAAAAAAAAAAAAAAACAAAAAAAACCAACUCACAGCCAGAAUUUUAAAAGAACUGUUGGUAGUAAUCUAGCUUUUUGUUCAGAGCAGUAGUUCAUAAAAUUUUCAUAUUUUUCUGGAAAAGUAAAAAAAUAAUUAUCACUUGGACCAAAUAUCUCAUUAGAGGCUUUUGAAUAGAACAGUCCCUCCAAAAAGAUGUUUUCUGGCUAAAUGGGCCAUUGUUUGGGGAGACACUCUAGUAUUCCAGAAAAAGAAAAAGCAACUGGAUUUAUAGAUCUGCUAUAAGAUGCAAACUCACAGUUGCCUUCACACUAAAAACACAUAAGCUAGCCAUGUUUGCUGCUUAUCCUCAGACAUACCUUCAGUUUAAUUAGAAUUUUUUACGUGCCAAAAAUUUAUCAAUUAUCAUAAGAAAAUAUCCUAAUAUGGCCUUUUCAAAAUAUGUGUACUGUGGGAUACAGUUUAUGCUAGAAGUCUAUAUUCUAAGUUCUUUACCAGCACCAACACUGAAUCAACUUUCUACUGACAAAUAAGUCUUGGGCUGCACUUUCAGAUAGUUCUCAGGUUAAGAAACAUGUGUUAGGAUCAAACUGUCAAUUUCUGUUUUUGAUCCAAAUAUGUAUUCUGCUUUAAUAACCAAGUUGUAGUAAAAAGUAAGAGAACACUCAUGUUACUAAAUAAAGAGGCAGUUUGUCAUUAAGGAAAUAAUAGAUCAGAUAUACCUGGGAAAUAUUCCCUUGGCCUAAGUAUUAGCGAACAGCUUUAGCAAUACAAAAUAGGUUUAAAAGGAACAUGACAGUAACUGAGUUCCCCUGAAGGAAAUCUCUGGAUUGAAGACCUUGAAUCCCAUCCCCAUCCAAUCCCUGGAGUGCUAAGUUCUAUAGGUGUGCACCACCAUCUCUUGAAGGCAAAGAAUACUUCUGGUGUCAUCUAAGCAGCAACCCCCACCUACUGGGGAGCCACCUCAGAGCACCUAACCCUGAGCUACAUUCCUGGCCCUUAAGAAUCUUGCUAUGUAUGUAGUUCAUGCUGCCCUCGAAGUCAUGAUUUGCCUGCCUCAGCCUCCUGAGUGCUGAAAUGACAGAUGUGCACUGCCACAGCCAGUGUGAGCACAUGGAUGCAUUGUGGCUUGGCAGAAGCGGGACAAUAGGCAUUUUACUUGGUGCUCAAUCAAAUGAUUCAAGCCCUCAUUCAAGCUGUUACUGCCUUUGGAAUUUUGCCCCAUUUGAUUCCAGACGUUUAAAGUACAAAUGCCAGCAAGUGGGUUCUUGUGUAUUUGGGGGUAGUGGAGGGACUUUUCUUGAUUUUCAAAAAUCCAUUGUUGAUCUUUCAAAACAGACUAAGUCUUUUAAAAAGAAUUACAGUAUCUUGUGCUUUAUCAAAGUUUGAUGGUGCCUUAGUUGAAUGUCAUUAUGUACUUUCUAAAAAUAUUGUGAGCUACCUAAAACUCAUGAAUCAGCAGUGACCAGGUCUGCAUUAGUCUUUGUUACAGUAUAAGGAGACAUCAGCACUGUGUUAUUACUUACUUCUCGGUCUUCAGUCUUUCUCAGGUCCACUCCACCCACCUUCCUCUCUGCUGGUGUGCCCUCUCACAGGCUGCUUUCUCUCCUAAUAAAUUGUAUUAAGCAGUA
Molecule: messenger RNA, 2724 nt
Organism: Jaculus jaculus (lesser Egyptian jerboa)
Lineage: Eukaryota; Metazoa; Chordata; Mammalia; Rodentia; Dipodidae
Gene: Ak3
Product: adenylate kinase 3
Exons: 5
Coding region: 223-867 (214 amino acids)
Biological process (GO): nucleobase-containing compound metabolic process
Cellular component (GO): cytoplasm; mitochondrion
Molecular function (GO): ATP binding; AMP kinase activity
Source: RefSeq, a predicted model, not a curated record